Molecule: messenger RNA, 1349 nt
Organism: Zychaea mexicana
Lineage: Eukaryota; Fungi; Mucoromycota; Mucoromycetes; Mucorales; Lichtheimiaceae
Exons: 7
Coding region: 41-1174 (377 amino acids)
Biological process (GO): isocitrate metabolic process; tricarboxylic acid cycle
Cellular component (GO): mitochondrion
Molecular function (GO): NAD binding; magnesium ion binding; isocitrate dehydrogenase (NAD+) activity
Source: RefSeq, a predicted model, not a curated record
CACAUCUUUCUUUUUCUUCUUGAUACAUAAACAACAAAAAAUGGCCUCCAACAUUCUUCGACGUGGCUUUGCCUCUGCAGCUCCUUCUAAUGUCAAGAUCGGCUUGAUUCCCGCCGAUGGUAUCGGUCGUGAAGUGAUUCCCGCUGCACGCACUGUCCUUGAGGCUCUUUCUGAUGGUCCCAAGUUUGACUUUGUCAACUUGGAUGCUGGUUUUGAAUACUUUCAAAAGACCGGCACUGCAUUGCCACAGGAAACCCUCGAUGUCUUGAAGAACGAGUGCAACGGUGCUUUGUUUGGUGCUGUCAGCUCGCCUUCGCAUAAGGUUGCUGGCUACUCUUCGCCCAUUGUUGCUCUUCGCAAAAAGUUGGACUUGUACGCUAACGUCCGUCCUGUCGCAUCGGUCAAGUCGCCUGCAUUCCCUGAUCAGCGCGAAUUGGAUAUGCUCAUCAUCCGUGAAAACACCGAGUGCUUGUACAUCAAGUCUGAGCGUCAAGAGGUUGACCCUCAAACUGGUUUGAAGGUUGCCUUUGCUGAUCGUAAGAUCACCGAAUACGCCUCCAAGCGUGCUGGUGCCAUGGCCUUCAACAUGGCUUUGACGCGUCAAAAGUUGCGUGAACAGAAGCCUUUGGAGAAGCGUUUCUGGAAGCAAAACCCACGCGUCACCAUCGUCCACAAGUCUAAUGUCAUGAGCGUUACUGAUGGCUUGUGGCGUGAAACCGUCCGUGCUGUCAAGGAACAGAACGCUGACAAGUACAGUGGUGUCGAUAUGGAGGAACAGUUGGUCGAUUCCAUGGUCUACCGUAUGUUCCGUGAACCCGAGGCUUUCGAUGUAGUUGUCGCACCCAACCUCUAUGGUGAUAUCAUCAGUGAUGGUGCUGCUGCCCUUGUUGGUUCUUUGGGUGUGGUUCCCUCCGCCAACGUCGGUGACGACUUUGUCGUCGGUGAACCCGUCCAUGGUUCCGCUCCCGAUAUCGCUGGCAAGGGUAUUGCCAACCCUAUUGCCGCCAUCCGCUCUGCCGGUUUGUUGCUCGAGCACCUUGGUCACACCCAGCAUGCCCUGAAGAUGUACGAUGCUGUCGAUGCUGUCUUGGCUGAGGGCAAGAUCUUGACUCCCGAUCUCGGUGGCAAGAGCACAACCAACGACGUUGUCAACGCUGUCUUGAAGAACCUUUAAAAGAAACCAAUCAAUCCAUCCCAACCUAUUUUUACACACACACACACAACAUAUCACUUUGUAUUAAAACUUGCAUUAACCCUUUUCUUUUCCCGUAAAAAGUCCCACCUCUCCCACCCCCCAGUCCUCGCUUCCAUUCUAUACGACACACAAAAAGACUUGUUGACAAGCUUUU